UUGGUAUGAUAACACAAUUAACUCCCUAUAAAAGUAUUAGUUCUUGUUACAUCGAAUCAUUCAGUCGUUGGAUUUUGUAAUAGCAAUGGCAAUGAAGGUCUUGAUUGUCGCUGUUCUUGCCUGCAUACUGGCAGCGCAAGCUUUACCCUUCGGGACCGGUAUGGGCAUGAUGGGCCCGAUGAUGCCUGGUGCGAUGGGAGGAGGCAUAAUGCCCGUAGGUGGUGCAAUGCAUUCCGGUGGAUACGGCGGUAGUGGAUUUGGACAGGGUUCCCAGGGUUACGGCCAACAAGGUUUCCACGCAGGCGGCGCUCAAGGAGGAUUCUCCAAAGGUCAUGAUGACAGUCAGUUCACACAGAUUACCAACGCCCAACACUCCGCUGGCCACGAAAUGGGUGGCGGCAGCAGCUUCGGAACUGGAGGUGGAAGCUCCGGUGGCUUCGGAAACUACGCUGGUGGACAACAAGGCUACGGCGGAGGGUUUGGAAGCGGGUUCGCUGGAUAAAUUUAUCAAAGGACCAGUCCAAUAAACGAAUUAGAAAACGACUUUAUAUAUAUUUAUUGAAUGUAUAUCGAUUGAAUGAAAUACAUAUAUAUUAUUUA
Molecule: messenger RNA, 600 nt
Organism: Galleria mellonella (greater wax moth)
Lineage: Eukaryota; Metazoa; Arthropoda; Insecta; Lepidoptera; Pyralidae
Exons: 3
Coding region: 86-502 (138 amino acids)
Source: RefSeq, a predicted model, not a curated record